Messenger RNA from Anopheles marshallii, 752 nucleotides. RefSeq names its product 40S ribosomal protein S7 (gene RpS7). The record is from RefSeq and is a predicted model, not a curated record. Bases 90 to 668 code for a protein of 192 amino acids. Gene Ontology annotation, cellular component: 90S preribosome; small-subunit processome; ribosome. Gene Ontology annotation, biological process: rRNA processing; translation; ribosomal small subunit biogenesis. Gene Ontology annotation, molecular function: structural constituent of ribosome. NCBI's taxonomy places the organism in Eukaryota, Metazoa, Arthropoda, Insecta, Diptera, Culicidae. The transcript has 4 exons.
UGUCAAAUUCGGACUCCUCUCGCUCUUUUUCCGGGCAUCUUUGAUGUGCUAGUGGACACAUUUCGUUGUGAACCCAAAUAAAAAUCGCUAUGGUGUUCGGUUCCAAGGUGAUCAAAGCCGGCAACGGCGAACCCGAUGCGUUCGAGACGCAAAUUGGCCAGGCUAUCCUGGAGCUCGAAAUGAACUCGGAUCUCAAGCCGCAGCUGCGUGAUUUGUACAUCACCCGCGCCCGUGAGGUCGAGUUUAACAACAAGAAGGCGAUCAUUAUCUACGUGCCGGUGCCGAAACAGAAGGCGUUCCAGAAGGUUCAGACCCGGCUGGUGCGUGAAUUGGAGAAGAAGUUCUCCGGCAAGCACGUCGUGUUCAUUGCGGAGCGUCGUAUUCUGCCCAAGCCAAUGCGUGGUCGCCGGGACCCCAACAAGCAGAAGAGACCGCGCUCCCGAACCCUAACUGCCGUGUACGAUGCCAUCCUCGAGGAUCUGGUGUUCCCCGCGGAGGUUGUCGGCAAGCGUAUCCGUGUGAAACUCGACGGUUCCCAGCUGAUCAAGGUGCACCUGGAUAAGAACCAGCAGACUACCAUCGAACACAAAGUUGAUACGUUUGCGUCGGUGUACAAGAAGCUGACUGGCCGUGACGUUACGUUCGAAUUCCCUGAGAACUACCUGUAAAAUAAGAGGUCGCACUAGGAUAGCCAGAGUCAGCAGCAGCAGCACUUGGUUUUGGAGUGUUUGUGCUACUACUUUACGUGGGAG